This is a messenger RNA of Coregonus sp. 'balchen', 482 nucleotides long. The record is from the annotation of a GenBank genome assembly. Lineage: Eukaryota; Metazoa; Chordata; Actinopteri; Salmoniformes; Salmonidae.
AUGGUUAUUUUGGAAUUGUUUGUCUCAGCAUUCCUGAAAUUUGACGUACCAGUUGCCAGCCAAAUUAAUGCAAAGCUGUAUGGUGAGUCGGAAACUGAAGUUGAUGGAGAAGUGUUUGAGAAGGUGCUGACACAGCCAAGUCCUGGUGUUUUCACAAUCACACUGGACAACGAUACUGAUACUGGUAUGUGUUGGUUUUUCACAGUAAUAAAGUUAGAGGAGGGUUUAACUGUCGGCCUCUCCUUUGUAUAGAGCUGUGUUGCUUUCUCACAUUAAUUUUGAAUGUCUGUCUUUGUCAAAACCUUUGCAAUAAUCAACCACUUUGUGUGACAGUAUCUUCCCAGAUUACUUCCUCUUUUGCCAGUUCCUUGUUGGAGAUCUUGUCCAUUGAGUCGGAUGAUACUGUCAUUCUGAGCGAUGAUGGGAGCCCUUCAAGAAAACGACAGAGAGCUGAGGAUGAAGCUAAACAUGUACGUUUCUGA